UAUUUUAACAGCUCAAGACUAUUUUGGCAGUUUAAGACUUCAGUCAAGUAUCUGACUCAAGAAUGCCAUUUCGAAAAGAUUGGGGAAAUGAACCUACCCGAAGGAGUGGACGUCUGUCAGAGCCAAAAGAAUCCAGCUCAAGGAAACGAAAGAAUUCUGAAGUAGAUGAAUCCGAGCCUAAAGCCAAAAUGUUAUUGACGAUAAGCAUGGAUGGACGAGAGAUAGAUUCACACUGCUGGAUCUGCCACAAACAAGGGCAGGAGCAAAUAUGUUCUUCUUGCCCUAGGGUUUUUCAUAAUCAGUGUUUGAAAUCUACAUCAAAUGAAUUCAGAACGCAGCAAAAUGUUUGUCCAGAGUGUUUGACGGAUAGUGUAGAUGGAACUCCAUUACCUACAAAUAUAACCAAAGAAGAUCUUCAAGAUGCUCUAAGUUUUAUAAUGUGUAAAGUAUUGGAUCUAUCACCCAAGGAUUUGAGUCAUUGGCCUUCUGCACAUAAAGUUUGUACUCGAAUGGAUGUCUCAAUGCUAGUGGAUCGUAUAAACAAAUCCAGGUAUACUACCACAGCAGAGUUUUAUAGAGAUGUGAAAUGGAUCUAUCAUAAUUGCUAUAAAGAGUUUGGAGCAUAUGCCAAUGAAACAGUAUCUGCAAAAAAAAUUGUGAAGCGGAUAAAAAAUGAAUUGUUAGACAUGGAGGCUUGUUAUGAAUGUUAUCACAAGAACUAUAGUGUUAAAUCUGUUGAUCAUAAUCCCUUUGUAACUCUGUGCGAAAAGCCACACCGUCUUUUAUGGGUCAAGCUGAAAGGUUAUCCAUAUUGGCCGUCAAAAUGCCUGAAAGUAAUCAACGGCUUGGCUCAUGUUCAUUUUUUUGGAACUCAUGACAGAACUAUUGUGAAAGCCAAUACAUGCUUUCUGAUGUCAAAAACAAAUCCAUCUGGGAAGAAGAUCCUGAGGUCUACUUAUCAAAAGUCUGAAGAUGAAAUGAAAUUGUACAUCAAGAAUUACGAGAAAAGACACGGAGCAUACCAAUAUGCUCCAGCAAAGUUGGUUUUCAUUCCAUCAGAUGAUGAAUGUCAUGUGGUCAAUAAGAGGCAAGAGACAUCUUUUAGUUUGAAUGUGAGUAUGUCUAGUGAAGUAGAGAAUGAAAAUUCCAAUAUUGAAGAUUCCGGUGAUAACGACUCUCAAUUUAUUGAAAUAAUUGAUGAUGUUGAAAUUGCUGAAGGUUCUGAAAACAAUGCAUUGUAUGAAAAUUGUGAUAUAAUUGAUGUACCUGAUGAAGACGAACCUGAAAUUGCCAUGAAUAAUUCAGAAAAUGGAAACUUUGAAAAUCAAGAGGAAAGUUCUGGUCCUUGUGAGAGCACAUUGCAAGGUGUUGAAACAUCUACUGCAUUGUCUCAGGAUGGUGUCGCUAUGUAUCAAAAAGGUUUUGCUUCACCAAGGUAUGUUUUACAUAUGCCAUCGCAAGGAAUGUCAUUGCAGAAUACAUCAACAGUGUUUGAACCUUCUGCCAUUGGAAUUAAUGUCAACCUGAUUCCAACAACAGAAUACUCAUCAGUCGAGAAUGUUCAAUCAUCAAACAUUUCACAAGGGGAAAUUCACACUGAUUUGCAUUCUGUGUCUAACACUGAACCUUCAAAUGGCCCGCACUGUGCCGAGAAUGAAGAGGACUUAGAAGUUUGCUAUUUGGCUGAAAGACCAAGGACAGGCAUGUACAGUUUCACUGUGCCUUCUGUUAUGGAACGUGUUGCUAGAGGAACCCAAGCAGCAAUAGUCUCAACAGUUGAUGCUCAUUUAGGCAGACCACAGCUUGGAACAUGUGAAAUAUUCAAAGUGAAAACUUAUUCACUUUUAGGAGGCAAAUCAAAGAUAUUAAUGUUUUUUGAUGGUUGCCCUGAAAGUCUUGGUUGCACCAUUUUACUGAGGGGAGGAUCUGCCAAUGAAUUAAAAAAAGUGAAGCAAGUUGUACAAUUUAUGGUAUAUGUUGCUUAUAAUUGGCAUUUAGAACGUUCUUUUCUGAUGGAUGAAUUUGCAUUCCUUGCUUCUUUUCUUGAUGAAGAAUUGGAGUUAGAUAAAUCAGAAGUUAAUGAUUCUAAUGAUGAUGACAUAAAUAUAAGUCCAAAUACUGUAGAAAAUGUUGAUAUUGAUAAGAAUGCUAAUCUAAAUCAAAAACAACCAGUGAAGAAAACUAGGUCAAGAUGUGAUGACAAUAGAAAAUUAGAGACAGAAUCAAUAAGUGACUUUAGCGAUCCCUUGCACUCUUACUUGCAGCUAGAAAAUGAUGUUUUCACUGUUGAAACUUGCAACUUGAAAGUUGAUUCCUUACCAGUACCCAAUACAUUUAGUAAACUACUCGAUGACAUUAUUUUGUGCUGCUCCAUCAACAUCAAACCAGUCCUUCCAUAUUUGGAAACAGAAGCGGGUAAAAAGUGCCCUUUGAGAAAGUUUUUUCCCAUCGAAAUAUACUGGUCGAGGCAUUUUGAGAAAGAAAGUAACAUAGAGAUGUUACACCAAAUCGAUACUCAGAUUGAAUAUGACGAUGAAUUAGUGUCAAUCAAAGGAAUCGUGAACAGUAGGAAUGUAGAAAUACUACCCUAUCAUCCGUUCACAUCAUACAAGAUCACGGAUGUAUUAAGAUUAUCGAUUGAAUUUCAAUCACUAUUAGCAGACUUUCGAGCAAGAGGUGGCACCAUUAAACAUCUUUGCAUACAUGAAAGGGCAAUGAAGGAAAAAGAAAAGAAGCCACCUGAAGGCAAUCAAAAUGCAAAAGACUAUUCGAAGAAUGUUGAAAACUCAAAUACAGGGUUAUGCUGGGAAAAGAAGGUUGAUGCCUUAGAUCCAUUUAAUCACCAGUCUUUAGCUGUUCUUUUUUCUAGUUACUCUUGUGCUUCAGAUAAUGCUCCUAAUUAUUGUGUCAGUCCUUGGGUUGUAAAAAUGGAGUUUUAUGGGUCCAACGAUAUCACUCUUGGCGGAUUUUUAGAUAGAUAUUGUUUUAGAUCCACCUACAUUUGUCCAAGCACCUCAUGCAUCACACCAAUGACAGAGCAUGUUCGAAAGUUUGUUCAUGGAUCUGGAUGUGUUCAUAUUUUAUUACAUGAACUUACUAACAGUCUACAAGGUGCUGAAAGCAACAUAUUAAUGUGGAGCUGGUGUCACAAGUGCAGAAAGGCAACACCUGUUGUUUCCAUGUCUCAAGAUACCUGGUCAUUUUCUUUUGCAAAAUACUUAGAGCUGCGUUUUUAUGCUGAGAGUUAUAAACGAAGAGGGACCAGUGAACAGUGCUCUCAUUCCCUUCACCAUGAUUACUACCAGUAUUUUGCUCAAAAUAAGCUGGUAGCAAUUUUUAAGUAUACACCUGUGUUUAUUUGGGAAAUAGUCUUUCCAGCAUUUGUGAUAUCUGUUAGUGAUAAAGCCAUUACUGUGACAGCCUUAAUUGAACAAAUAAAAAAUAUGGCUAUGAUUGGCCAUACUAUUCACAGCAAUUUAUUCAGUGUGCUAUUUUCCUUACGAGAAGAAUAUGCUGGAAAUAAUUCUGAAGAGUUUGUUGAUGACAUGAUCAAUAUGUUAAAGCUAGAAACACCUUCAUUCCGGGAAAAAAUUGAAGAAAUACAAUUGAGGUUGACAUCUCCUACAUUAGAGAGCUUACAAAUCAACACAAUAGAAGAUAUUGAAAAAAAUAAAGAUGUUUGCAAUUUCAUGUGGAAAAUUGAAGAUCAAGUUACUCUGUUAAAGUACCACAUUGCAGAAGUUGUUCAAGUUUGGAAUAGUCGCAUACAAGAAUUUAUCUCUGCUAGAAAAAAGGAACAAAAAAUUCAGUCUAAGCUCCUUCAGCAGACAAGUAGAAUUUCAGAAGAUGAACAUUCAAUAACCAAACCUCAGGAACCUAAUGUGGAUGAUAAAGCAAUUCAUGUUACCCAAAAAAAUGCCGAUAGUUGUAUUGUGGUUAAAGAUAAUGUACAAGAUGAUAAAUCUUUACCUGAAGCAAAAUGUGAAUAUGAGAAGAAGUGUGAACUGUUUUACAAUAAGAAUAAGUUACGGAAAUUAUCUAUUUUUGGAAGAUCAUUAUCUUUUGAAAGUGUUUUUGACUUAAAAUAUACUUUGGCAAAUAAAAAGGAACUUCCUGUAAAAAUUAUUAGUAAAUCUGAAAGUUUUCUGUCUCAGGCUAAAAAAGCAGAUGCCAAUAAAACUCUUUUGGAAAAUGAGUACAGCAUUUCAAGUAGUGAUUCGAGUUAUACUUAUGGUGUUACACCAGGCAUUUAUGCUGGACUAAAAGUAUCAGAACCUGAAGAUGAUGAAUCAUACGUUAUUUGUCAUAAAGAAAGCAUCAAGGAAACUACUGCUGUUACAGUAAGAAAACGCCAUGAGCGCUCUAAAUCGGAUGCAGAAACACUUUCAAAUCCAAACAGAUUGUCGUUAGACAAACCAGAUGGAAAUAAACCAGAAAAAAAAGAAAGAACUGUCAAAUCUAUGUUGAGCCAGCUUUUAUCAAGCUCUUCUGAUAAUCCAAUUGAGAAUCCAUUUUCCUCUUCUGAGCAUUUACUCCUACCUCAGAACCCUAAGCUUCCAAUCGUUGUUUAUGAAGAUAAACCCAGCUCCAUAAUAGCUUACACUUUAGCUUCGAAUGAUUAUGAACAAAAGUUACAAGAACUGAAACUUAAUCUCGCCAGUAAUGUAAAUGUAUCUCAAAAGGAUAGUUUAACAUCAAGCCCUUUGCUGAAACACCGACCCAACUCUAAAAAUCUAAAUGAAAAUUCAAUGCAAUUGGAACCACAUCUUUCAAGUGAUGAUAUGUUUGAUUUUUCAGUUGAUUCUGUGGAUAAAAAUCACCUGAAAGCUACAAAUAAUAAGUCUUCUAACUUACAUUUAGAAAUUCAGUUCACAGACAGUACUACCAAAUUUUACUGCAGAAUCUACUAUGCUGAACAAUUUCGAAAGCUUCGUAGUCUGAUUUUUACCGAAGGAGAAGAACGUUACAUUAGAUCCCUAUCUCUUUGUGUGCAAUGGAUUGCAAGAGGAGGAAAAUCAGGAUCAAUGUUUUGCAAAACUCAUGAUGAUCGGUUCAUCUUGAAGCAGAUGCCUAGAUUGGAACUACAGUCUUUUAUGGAAUUGGCACCAUCAUAUUUUCAAUAUUUAAACAAAGCUUAUUUAGAACAGAAACCAACACUCCUUGCGAAAAUUCUUGGGAUUUACCGAAUAGGAUUUAAAAAUACUGCUACUAAUGCUGCUACUAAAAUGGAUCUGCUUGUCAUGGAGAAUUUGUUCUAUAAUAGAAAUGUCUCCAGGAAAUAUGAUUUGAAAGGCAGUGUUAGGAAUAGAUUAGUUAAUACUAGUGGAUUACAGGAAGAUGAUAUUGUGCUUCUUGAUGAAAAUCUUCUUAAAGUCACCUGUGAUAAUCCUCUGUACAUAAGACCACAUUGCAAAACAGUUUUGACUUCAGCCAUUAGUAAUGACACACAGUUCUUAGCUGAACAAUCUGUGAUGGAUUAUUCUCUUCUUGUUGGAUUAGAUGAAGAAAAAGGAGAGUUGGUUGUUGGCAUUAUUGAUUAUAUUCGUACCUUUACUUGGGAUAAAAAAGUGGAAAUGAUGAUAAAAUCUUCUGGGCUUUUAGGGGGCCAUGGGAAAAUGCCAACAGUUGUUUCACCUGAACUUUACCGUAUGCGCUUUUGUGAAGCAAUGGACAGCUACUUUUUAUGGAUUCCAGAUCGGUGGACUGGCUUGGGAAGUGGAAUUGAUGGAUAGCAUUUUAAUCCUAUAAGAAUAUUUUUCUAUAGUUCAAGUAAUGGAUUUGAAGAAAUUGUAUUUUUUAUAUGAAGAACAUAUUUGUCCCGUACUCUGCAUUCAUUUAAAAAUAUUUUAGUACCUUUUGUACCAAGUUUUUCAUUCAUGAUUCCUCAGAGUGUGAAAAUGCUUCAUCUUCAUUUAGAAGUUUUUUUUUUUUUUUUCAUAUUUAUUGUGUUUUAAUAAUUUUCAAAUUGGUCAAUUUUGUAGUCUUAGCGAUCAAAAGUUUUCAGGCUCCAUGAUUUUCUGUCCUAGUUUUCUCUGUUUCAUAUUUUAGGACAUUCCAGGGACAUGACUUUAUGUAAAGCCGGAUUUGCAUAUCUACUCAAAGUUAUUAAAAUUAAAAAGCAUUAUUUUGCAUAUAUCUCGUUUUAAAAAAAAUUAAUGAAACUGAAGUGUAGAAGCCAAUGAGUGAGCUUUAAAUACUCACUCAUUGGCUUGCCAAAUUUUCUGAAUGGAAUUAUUCUGUUCUAGUGGCUGAGAAAGUGAAAUCUUUGAGUGAAUGACAACAUCACAUAUGUUUAAGUUAAGUAAUGAAAUUUUGAAUUUCAUCUCAUUGUUUCAAAAUUCUCUUUUCAACUUUUCAAAUGCGCAUUUGAUAUUUUUUAAAUUCAGUUUUAGCACAUAACAUUGACUGUGCAUCUAGUGACUGAAGCUACAAAAUACUGAUUCACACCCUAGUAAGAGACUUAUCUUGCAGAAAAAACAUGUUGUCUCAAAACAGUUUACAAGCUACCGUAAUUACAAAAACUGAAGGGGAAUGUAAUAAUAUUACAAUAAUUUAGUAGAAUUAUGCAAGAGAAUGUUUAUUAAAAAAUGGAAAAAUAACACUCAGUGCCGCACAGCCAGGGAAGAAUUUAUGGUUAACCCAGGGUAUGCACAGAAAAUUUGGGGCACGUCAGAAAUGAAUGUUGUUUACCACUAUGUCCCAACAAAUAUUUUACCUCUUAACUUAAAAAUCUCGGGCUACCUUCAGGCUAAGACCCAGGCCAACAGCUGCCCCCCCCCCCCCCUCUGUGCAUGCCCCUAGGUCAACUUCCAACCGCUGGCUAGAACCCUUGAUUUUAGCACAAAUUUACCAAUCUUAGUAGGAGUGGUUCUGACUAAAAAACUAGACCCAGGAAGUAAUUUCUGGCUGCUCUACUGAUACACUAGAGGACAUUUAUCGAAAGUCAUAACUGAUUUUUUUUUUUUUGUGAUUGAGCAUUACAUUAAUUCCAUUAAAAACUCUGAUUAUUUAUAUUGUUCUAUCAAUGAGUUUAAACUUUAAUUGGUGAUUUCAAAGCUUUAAGCAUUAGAUUUAAAUUAUUUUUAGUGAGACCUCUGGAGUAACUUAUUAUCCAAAAUGUUCUUACUUGUGUGUUGGAAAUAGAAGAAAAAAAAAAUUUUGUUCUGAGAAAUGGAUUGUCAUUCAUUUUUAAACUAGUCAUGUUUUUAAAAUGUUUUUAUGUUCAUCUAUGAAAGUAAGAUUAAUGCAAUGAGCAAAGAGGAAAUUAAAAGUUUGUUAAAUGAACCAUAAUUUAAUGUAUAUAUUUUUUUUUAAAUCAAAAGAAAGCAUAUUCAGUGUUAAGCAGAAUUGAAUGUUUUAAAAUGUUUUCUGAUAAAGAGUAAGAUAUAUUUUUUUUCUAUGUUCCUUGCAUUAUCCCUGUGAUAACAUUUCAGUGAUGCCUUUUUUAUAUAUAAUAAAG
Messenger RNA from Uloborus diversus, 7459 nucleotides. It is a transcript of the gene fab1, whose product is annotated as 1-phosphatidylinositol 3-phosphate 5-kinase-like. The transcript is spliced from 36 exons. The coding region runs from base 63 to 5732 and encodes 1889 amino acids. The record is from RefSeq and is a predicted model, not a curated record. Gene Ontology annotation, molecular function: protein binding; 1-phosphatidylinositol-3-phosphate 5-kinase activity. Lineage: Eukaryota; Metazoa; Arthropoda; Arachnida; Araneae; Uloboridae. Gene Ontology annotation, biological process: phosphatidylinositol metabolic process.